AUGAGUGCUGCAACCCCGCAAGUAAGCUCGGCCAACGGGGAUGGAGUUGGGCCUGAUGCACCCAAAGCACCCUUCAAGCCUCGUUGGCCGAAAUAUUCGCCCACUCGAAUCCUCAAUUAUGAGGCAACAUCUCAAAACACUUCAGAGCCGUCGCCAUUGCAUAUCAGCCAAGGCGAAUCUCCAGUUCAUGAUCAACAAGAGCCGUUUGACUCGUCGUCCUCCGCCAUGCAGGAAGCUGAUUCCAUGAUGACGGGUACUUCAGAGCAUUCUAUUGAGAAUGGCUCAAAACCUCGCACUCAAACUCUGCCGGUCCCAAAAGAGGCGCCUCUUCAACGCCCCAAAGCCUCUACCGUCUCGAGUAAUGUCACCGAAGUGCCUCUACAACGACCUCAGCAUUAUGAAGAGGAGAUUGCCUUUUCUGACAUAGUGGCAACAUUCGCUGUUGACGUAUCUGGCAGUACAGAAGGAAGGGUACUUGAAGAAGAGAAAGACGCAAUCAAUUUGCUCUGCAGUGGCCUCUCUCGGGAUGCUCAAAGUCAAGCGCAAAUCAUACCUUGGAGCCAUGUAACUCAUCGCGUGAUUCGUCCGACUGAAAUCGAUAGUCUCCAACCAGGGGGUGGUACAGUUCCCAAUUGUCUCAACCAGGAGACUGACUCAAGGAAAGCGCUGAGCAUGUGCUCCGCUUGGUUCUUACUUACGGACGGACAAGUCGACCACCAUGAGGUCCUAGACUUCUCUAAGGGCGUUUGUGAAGCAAGCCUGCAUGGGACACCUUGCGUCAUCAUUCUAUUCGGCUACAAGACUUCAAGACCUGUGCAAGCUAAUGUCUCUGUCGGUCUGUCAGUUUUUAGCAAUGCGGCAGAUUGCUUGUUCUUGUUCCACGACAUCGAUAGCACACAGGUCUACGUGCUGCAAUCAAAGGGAAAAUUCAACCAAAUCCUACCGCCAGGCUGUCGAGAGUUGCUUCUAGAUCAGACAACUUUGUGGGGCAGCUUACCUAACUUUCACUAUCGUGAGUUGUUUGAUUUACCAUUACCAGCUCGACAACAGUUGCAACCCGAUGAUCUAUUACUACAAAGCGGAAAGAGAGUCAAUCUCCAGAACUUGUUUCAUGACCAAGUCGGAUCUCUUGAGGCCCGAGAAAUUAUGGAAAACGAUGACAACUUAAAGUCAGUAUUACUCGCGGCGCAAUUACGGGGUAGGGACGAUGACGUAGGCAGUUGGGUGUCAAAACAAAAGCUCGACAAAGACAGCAUCUUGCAAUGCGAUAGACCCGAUCUUGGGAUGAAAGCAUUUCUCUCGAUGCAACAUUUGUUGGAGUUGCUAUUCUGCCAAGGAAUAGAUUAUUCGAGAAUCAGACUUUGGAAGCAAGAAUUAAGGUCAGCCCAUUACAUGAACUGGCGCAGCUUCGUGACUGGCGCCAUUGCGCAUCACGAUUCAACGAGGUCUCGAGACACAGUCGUUAGAGACUCAAUGUCUAGGCUUAGGAGCAACCGGAGAGAGAUGGACACAGGGGUUCAUAGUCCGCACAUGAUGGUGCCGGUAAGUCCGACGCCGUCCCUCCAGGGAGGAUUCACCAAAAACAUGUCUUAUUCAGAGUAUUAUGAUACUUCAAAUGUUUCCGGACCGCCCGCACCUCCUACAAUGUCCCGCAGACAGCUACCAGGGCAUGGCGAUCCCGAUUCCAACCGAAUUGGGACGCAAUAUGUGGGCAAGCAACAAUUGAGCAGUCUCAAGGUGAGACUUGGCAAAGACUCUGGAAUCCUCUAUAUACCGGGCUACAAGGACGAAUUUUCGAAUCCCAGCGUGGCCGGACUCUGUCCCAUCUGUGACGAAAAGGAUAUACCACUGGUUGUUUUGCUGAAAGCGCCACCUCAAGGCCUAGCGACACCUGGGUUCCCUAGCCCGAACCAACGAAAGGGUCUCGUCUAUCCUCUUGCAAUGGGAUCCUACCCUGAAACGGAUGUACUCUCUUCACAAGUAUGCUGUGACUCUUGUGCGUUCAUUCUAGUACAGAACAACAUGUCCGUUCGAGACGAUAACAUUGUUGGAGCGAUACCAAUCUUAGAGAGUGCCUUCACCGGAAAGUGCAAUCAGACCACUUUCAAAGCGAUUGACAAAGCUUUGCAGCACAGGUUUCACGAGUCCGCCGUAUUCUUGGUAUUCCUUGCAGUAAUAUUCAGCACAAUUGCCAAUACCGAAGACGACGCCUCUGACGUCAGCUUAAGUGCUCUGCAAAGCUUGGCAAGUCUUGUGGCCAAGCACACCGAGCUACCUGUGAACUUGAGUAUGUCAAUCAAUGAAUCCACUCCUCGGACCGGAACUUUUGGGAAUCCUCGACCUUUGCAGCGGGUGAUUUCGCAGAAUUUCCUGGGUAUUUGGGAGCCAGAUUGCCCACUGUUGCAGCAUCCGCUCGAGGGUUUCGUAGUACUCGCUCUGACGGCCCAAAAUCUUGGAGUGUAUGGUUUGCUGAACCAUCGCGUCGACGUCCCCCUCGCAGUACUGCAUCGCUUUCUGUACCACCUAGUGGAGAAACACUGCGCUUGCGGCAAGAAAGAUCAAAGUGCGGCGUCAACGGCCUUGAAUGCCAUUAUUCAAGAUCUGCAAAAAGCUGGUAGACCCUACGAGAGCGUCUUUGAACCUCCGCGCGGGAAAGAUGUUGAAGACCCAGAUGUAUCAAUGACUGGGGAGACUUCGGGGCUCCAACAGAUGUCAAGCACCAUCCUCAAAGGAACAUAUCUUGUCUCGGAUGAAGAAUUGGAGGAGUUCGACCGCCUCGAUGAUUUUGCGGCAGUUGUCAAAAUGCCAGUAUCGAAACUAGAAACUUUUCCGAAAAGUUUGCUCUUGGAAGCGAGUCAGAACACUUAUGCGAGUGGUGUCUUCGAAGUAUUAAGAGCUUCUGAAGUGCUGAAUGAUACUUUCAAUAUUGAGUAA
This is a messenger RNA of Bacidia gigantensis, 2934 nucleotides long. RefSeq lists its product as uncharacterized. The record is from RefSeq and is a predicted model, not a curated record. Bases 1 to 2934 code for a protein of 977 amino acids. NCBI's taxonomy places the organism in Eukaryota, Fungi, Ascomycota, Lecanoromycetes, Lecanorales, Ramalinaceae. The transcript has a single exon.